AUGAUAAGGAACAGACCGCCAAGUCCAUCCGACUCGAUGGACAACCAUGCAUCGGAACGAGGAAGGAUCAAACGGUCUCGUGCAGUCUUGGCAAAAGCAGAGGCCAAAUGCAUAUAUGAUCCAUGGAGAGGAGGCCAGGAUCAAAGGUCUCUACCAGACGGUGCCGUCCCAUAUCAUCUAACAGACCAUUGUGGUUCUGGGCCCUCUUCGUUGGAAGGCCGUCUUGGUCAUGUCGAGAGGUCCCUUGCUAGGAUAGAAUCUUUGCUCUCCGAUAACUCUCUUGGUCGUCAUGAUGGUCAUCUCCCCUCAUCUCCAUUGCGGCACAAUGAAGAAGAUGUCUGGUUGUCUCUCAUCGCUCAGCUUCCCCCAUUCUCACUUGCCGAAAGACUACUCCGUAAUUAUUUCAUCUUGGACACAAUGUUGCGCUAUACCCACCAGCCCUCUUACACAAGUCGAGCCCACAAGAUCUACUCCGUCAGCACUGGUCAGGUUAGACAUGAUAUCGACAAAGAAUCUUCCUCUUACCUCGCUUCGUUAUGUCUGACGAUGGCUAUCGGUACUACGCUAGAUGAUCAGCGCAGCAAUAGUAAAUCGGAGCAACAAUCCCGAAAUCUGCGCAAGCAACUGAUAUCACUUCAUCAUCGGUUCUAUGAGAUCUCGGAAACUCUAGUCCCCUAUCGGUCCAAAGAUUCUAACCCAGAAUUCGCUUACUAUCACCUUCAUGCGCUCAUGCUCCGAAUACAAAGAGGGUUAAUGGCCGAUUCUUCAUCGUUAUCUCAAACAUGGUUCGAGCAGGGUAGGUUAUUCAACACGGCAUUGUUCUUAGAAUUUCAUCGAGAUCCGGACGAUCUGAAUGUGCAGAUCAGCCCUUUUUGGAAGGAAUUAAGGAGGCGCAUAUGGUGGGCACUGUCAGUUGGAGAGAGGAUAGCAACACAAAAACUUCGGUUACCUACCAUUCUCCCUCAGUCGACCGUACGAAAACCAGUCCUUAUUCCCGAUUGUGACCUACGUGAAGAUAUCACUCAAAGCGAGCUCAACGAUCAGACAUUCAUCGGCCGGAUAUUCACAUCGUCGUCUACAUCCUUUGCCGAACUCACUCCACCCGAGAUACUGGUAGCGUCUACCGGAAAAACUGCACCUGCGGAAUGGGCGUUUAUCGAUGCCAAAAUUGAUUCAACUCAAAUCAUGACUGAGCUAUCGAAGAUGUCACUGCACUCCUUGUCCCCAAACUCUCCUUUACCUGAUAUCUUGCUCGUGGACAAUCUUAUCGAACAACUGGAUGCUCAGAUACCAAUACACCUCCGUUUCGAUACUCUCUCUACUGCUCAGACUCGUCACUGCCCUCUCACAGCCCCUGAUCAACCGCCAUGGAUACUAGCUCAAGCAUGUGUAUCGAAUACAGGUAAAGCGUCGGCCACUCUCAAUGCUUAUCAACCAUACCUAUCCUUGUCAACCAGAAUACCCAACAACACACAGAUCGUUCAACAUGCUCUCGAACGAUCCCUCGCAGCAGCACAUCGAUUGAUCGUUUCGUCCGAAAUUUUUGUAUGGCACAUCACAUUCAGAUGGCCGGAGGGAAGAAGUCUUUUCUCCUGGAAUACUGGAUCCAAGGUAUUUGCGGCGGGAGUGUUGGUUGCCUUGGCAGCUAUUCGAGACGGUCCAGACAAUGAAGGUUGGAGGGGUUGGAUGGGCGAUCUGCAAUCCGCGGAAGGAUUAUUGAAAGUCUUAUCAGACCACACUGCGAAGAACCUUGAAGGAGAAUGGUCAGCUUGUGAAAGUCCUGACCUGAAGGCUCUCAAGAUACUUCGUCGAUUGCACGAACGAGCUAGAUCACCAGCUCGUCCGACACGACCAUCUGGUUCUGGCACAACGACGAUUAUUAAUGAGGAGAAGCUAUUCGAUCCAUACACUACACAUGAGAUGAGCAGGAUCAGCACACUGACCAAUUCACCAUCUCAGGUGAAAAUGACAGCGGAUCCUGGUGUAGCGGAGAACUUCACAUUAGAAGACCUGGAGGCUUUGCUGACACAAGUCUACGGGAAACCACAAGGAGGUGCGGAAUGA
Kwoniella botswanensis is the source of this 2064-nucleotide messenger RNA. RefSeq lists its product as uncharacterized. Gene Ontology annotation, biological process: DNA-templated transcription. The transcript is spliced from 4 exons. Lineage: Eukaryota; Fungi; Basidiomycota; Tremellomycetes; Tremellales; Cryptococcaceae. Gene Ontology annotation, molecular function: DNA binding; zinc ion binding. The record is from RefSeq and is a predicted model, not a curated record. The coding region runs from base 1 to 2064 and encodes 687 amino acids.